AUGGCAUUGCCAAAAUUCAUCGUGCUCAAAUCAAAAUUCAACAAUCAAUACCUCCGCUAUGUUCAAGAGGACUCACAAGUGCAUUCAUUCCUUCAAUUCUCUGGAGAGAAUGUUGUGAGUGCAUUCACAAAACUGGAAGUUGUGCCAGCCCAAACUGAAGGACUUGUGCACCUCAAAUGUAGUUACAACAACAGAUAUUUGGUGAGGUGGUCUCCAAAUCACUGGUGGCUAGUUGGUGCUGCUAAUGAACCAGAGGAAGAUCAAUCUAAAUGGUCUUGUACAUUGUUCAAGCCCAGCACUGUGGACAAUAAUCAACAAACUUUUCGAUUUUUGCACGUCCAGCUCGGCCACUAUGCAUGCUUGUGGAGGCUUGCCCCGCCUUUUGGAAACUGUUUGUUGGCAGAAUCUGCAUCUAUUGACAAAGAUUUCUCUGAUGUGUGCAUUGUGAUCGAUGUGGAAUCACUGUUUGUGUUGCCCAAAUAUGUUGGGUUCAAGACCGAAGAGCAUGGAAAAUAUCUGAGAGGCCAAACAAUUGAGAGAAAACCAUACCUACAGUUUGAGGCUAGUGAUAUAUCUGACCCUGCUGCAUGUCAUGAAGCUUCCUUCAUUAGUGACGGAAGCCUCCGUUUAAAGUCUAAUCAUUUCGACAAAUUGUGGAGACUUAGCUCAGGAUCUUGGAUAUUGGCUGAUGCAGAUGACACAUCAGCCAGUAAUGAAGAAACGUUGUUUUGGCCUACCAAAGUCCAUGAUGAUGUAGUCGCUCUUCGCAAGUUGGGCAACAACAAUUACUGCAAGAGGUUUACUGACACGAUAAGAUUAAGUUGCCUUAGAGCUGUUGACACUGAAAUUACCAAGUUCUCCCGGCUACAAGUUAAAGAGCUUGUUGUUUCAAGAAAAAUUUCCAAUGUUAAGUUUCACACUCGUGAUGCUCGAAUCUACGGCAAGAGUGUUGUCCCAGUAGCCACUGGAUCUACAACUAACAAAAACGAACAAAAAACAAAUGUACAAGUCAAUCUAUCAUAUGUAGAUGUCAAGAAUAGUUCUUGGAAUUCCACUUCCACAAUAAAGUUGGGUGUCCCAAUCACCAUCAACUCUCCAUUCGCGUUCCUUGUGGACGAAAGUGCAUUCGAAACAAUUAGAGAGUUUGAGGGAUCCUACAAGUGGGGAGAAAUUAAGGAAUCAACGAGAGAAGUAGAGAUUGCAUAUAUAGUGGAUACUCUGGAAGGAAAGAGCAAGGUGACAGUCACAUUGCUGGGAACAAGGGCUUCUGCUGAUAUUCCAUUUUCUUACACUCAGCAUGACAUUCUCAUGGAUGGAAAAACAGUUACUUACAAUAUGGACGAUGGUCUAUACACUUGCAGCGCUACUUUCAACUUGAAAUACGAGACCAAAAUAGAAAAGGUGUGA
Messenger RNA from Carica papaya (papaya), 1407 nucleotides. RefSeq lists its product as uncharacterized. Lineage: Eukaryota; Viridiplantae; Streptophyta; Magnoliopsida; Brassicales; Caricaceae. The record is from RefSeq and is a predicted model, not a curated record.